AUGUCUCGAUUUAUAAAACCACUACAAGAAUUUUUAACAUCAAAAAAGGACUUCUCCAUUGUCUACUCAUCAAACUCAGUUGGCUCAUUAAUUACAAAUCAAACUGAAAGAAUAUGUGUUUUGGAUUCGUCAUUUAAUCCACCACAUUUGGCUCAUUAUGCAUUAAUUGAAGAACUGUUAAAUACGAAACAUGAUAACAUACCUAUUGAAAAUAAGCUGAUAUUACUUCUACUAUCCGUUAAGAAUGCAGACAAGAUACAUCCACAACCAGAAUCAUUUGAUAAAAGAUUGGAAAUGAUGUACUUUAUGGCAAAUCACUUAACAAAGAAUUAUCCCAUAAAUGUAUCAAUAGGAAUUACAAAUCAUGCAAAAUUUGUUGAUAAGUCAUUAUCAAUAUUAAAUUUCUUAGAAUCUCAAAAAAUAACUAUUCAUACUGGUUUUAAACUAACAUUUUUAAUUGGUUUUGAUACUUUGAUUCGUAUAUUUGAUCCAAGAUAUUAUUUACCAGAUAAAUUAUCAAAUUCAUUAGAUCAUUUUAUGAAAAUGACUGAUUUAUUUUGUUUAACAAGACCAACUGAUGAAAUUAAUGUUUUACAACAACCUAAUUAUGUUAAGGAAAUAGCAAGUGGUAAACAUGAAGAAAUUCCAAGUUCUUGGUCAAAUAGUAUUUUUUUACUCAAAGAUUUAAAUGAAAAAUUAGCUCAAAUAAGUAGUUCAAGUAUAAGAAAAAGUAUUAUAAAUGGUGAUAAUAAAGAUUGGGAAUUACAAGUUAUACCGGAAAUUAGGGAUUAUAUUAUUGAAAAUAAACUUUAUCAAACAAAAUAA
This is a messenger RNA of Lodderomyces pseudojiufengensis, 825 nucleotides long. Its product is annotated as nicotinamide-nucleotide adenylyltransferase. Bases 1 to 825 code for a protein of 274 amino acids. The transcript has a single exon. Lineage: Eukaryota; Fungi; Ascomycota; Pichiomycetes; Serinales; Debaryomycetaceae. The record is from RefSeq and is a predicted model, not a curated record. Gene Ontology annotation, molecular function: nicotinamide-nucleotide adenylyltransferase activity; ATP hydrolysis activity. Gene Ontology annotation, cellular component: cytoplasm; nucleus.